AUGUCAGAUUCAAAAAAAGAUCGGUUGGCUAAAAAGAGAUUGUCUGAACGACGUCGGAAAGCUCGCAUUAAGAGUGAUCCAGAGCUUUACGUAAUGCACAAAGAGAAAGAUAUACAACGGUAUUGUAAAAGGAAGAAUGAAGGAAAGAUAAAGUCUGUAAGUGAAUUAGAUCUCGUCAACAACGAAUUUUUAGAGAGAGAAGUAGAAUAUCUUCCAAUAAACACAAUUUGA
Messenger RNA from Parnassius apollo (apollo), 231 nucleotides. The record is from the annotation of a GenBank genome assembly. Lineage: Eukaryota; Metazoa; Arthropoda; Insecta; Lepidoptera; Papilionidae.